ACCUUGCAGGUCGUACCAUGGGCCGGCUGCUGCAGCGCUGAUCGCCCCGUGCCGAGCCGAGCCGAGCGCAAGCCGCUGCCGCCGACGCCGACGCUUCGCCGCCGCCGAGCAGGAGGGGGAGGCCGUCGCCGUCGGAGUGCCGCCGAGACCGCCGCGCCGGUGGUAGAGGUGGGGGUAGACGCCUUGUGGAGGGGGAAGCCAGGCAAGCUCCCUCGGCCAAUCCUAGCUGGCCUUUCUUAUGAUGUCAUCGGAGGAGGAGAGCAAAUGCUUGGGGUUGUACGGCGACAAGCUGAAGAAGCGGCAGAGGCAGCGCGUGGACGCCGGUGAGCCUAGGAACAGCUACUCCUCCAUCCCCAACUUCAGUUCGCGCCCGACCUUCCUGUGCGGCAGUCCUUACGAGCAGCUGUUCCAGCCUCAGUCGCACAUCGGGUUUCUCGGGCAGGGCUUCGCCCCGGGCUCGGCCAAGAUGCUCAACGAGUUGCUCGGUCGUCAGGUGAAGGGCGAUCCUUGCGCCCUCGGCGUCGGCGCCGUCGGCCCCGCCGAUGUGGACUGCUACAGCAACGCCGGUGCGCUGGGAGGCGCUGUCGGCGUCAUGAUCAGGCGCGGCCUCGUGGACGAGGACCACAUGCUCCGUGACAUCCUGCAGGGACGCAAGAAGGAGCUGCUCGCCCUGGAGCAGGAGCUGCAGGGCGGCGAGCACGACAACAACAACACGCUGGCCAGCAACAACAACGAUCUCCUGAAGAACGGUGCUAGUGACAGUAGUGACGUGAGUGAGGUGUGUGUGGCCGGUGCGAGCGGCAACAAGUUGCUCAACGGUUCGGACUCUCUGAGCUCGGGGCCCGGUGCGGCGGUCCCCGACGACGCGCUAUCGCGGUCCCCGCGCGGGGGCGUCGUGCCCGCUGCCGACAAGCAGGCCGUCAACGUGAACGGUGACGCGUCGGGCAACGGUGCCGAGUCGGACUCGGACACGUCAGUGCACUCAACAGCGACCACGACCGACGCCAAGGACGUGGCCGACGACCAGGACGACGACGACGACAAAAAGUCGAACGGCAGCAGCGGAGGAAUGGACUUGAAACGUAAGCGAGUUGAAAACAUUGUGUCCACCAUGGCGAGGUCCUCGCCGCUCCCGCAGCCCGUCAACGGCUGCAAGAAGCGCAAGUUGUACCACCCGCAGCAGCACGACGCCGGCCUCGGCGUCGCCCUCGGCAUGCAGGCCCUCAUGAUGGACGACCAGGACGAGGACGCCCCGCCCGCCCUCCGCCACAAGCAGAGCGCGCUCAAGUCGCAGCUGCGCUCCCUCCAGGGCAAGCUGGUCGAGAUGCAGCACGAGUACGUCCGGCUGUGCAGUCGCAUGGAGCAGGUCGAGACACCCGAGCAGGACCAGGACAUGGACGCGGACCCGGCCGACGACGACGACCGGAGUGACAUCAUGAAGUCGGAGCAGCGCGAGAACGACCAGGACAUGGGCGCGGAGCAGGAUCAGGAUCAGGACCAGGAUGAGGAUCAGGACCAGGACGGUGACCAGGACGCCGACAACAGCCUCAGCCUGUCCGACAAGACCGGCAAGGACGACAGUUCGCCGCCGGCCACCCCCGUCAAGGAGGCCUCGCAGGCCGAGAGGACGGCCACCAGCGCGCCCACCACCCCGAGCAGCGCCACAUCGCCUGUGGUGAAGCAGAUGGCCCCGCCCAAGAUCCACCCGCACCACGGCAACCCCAUGUUCCCGCCGCACCCCAUGCAGCUGGCCCUGCUGCAGCAGCAGCACCUGGCCGCGGGCGGGGACUACCACCCACACCACCCC
Frankliniella occidentalis (western flower thrips) is the source of this 1807-nucleotide messenger RNA. Its product is annotated as homeobox protein prospero-like. The transcript has a single exon. Gene Ontology annotation, molecular function: DNA-binding transcription factor activity, RNA polymerase II-specific; RNA polymerase II cis-regulatory region sequence-specific DNA binding. Lineage: Eukaryota; Metazoa; Arthropoda; Insecta; Thysanoptera; Thripidae. The annotation marks the transcript as partial. Gene Ontology annotation, cellular component: nucleus. The record is from RefSeq and is a predicted model, not a curated record. Gene Ontology annotation, biological process: regulation of transcription by RNA polymerase II.